Cladophialophora yegresii CBS 114405 is the source of this 975-nucleotide messenger RNA. RefSeq lists its product as uncharacterized. Bases 1 to 975 code for a protein of 324 amino acids. NCBI's taxonomy places the organism in Eukaryota, Fungi, Ascomycota, Eurotiomycetes, Chaetothyriales, Herpotrichiellaceae. The transcript has 2 exons. The record is from RefSeq and is a predicted model, not a curated record.
AUGACGAAACUUCUCGUCGUCGUUGGUGCCACUGGUGGGCAAGGUGGCUCCGUAUUAGCAACACUGUUGGGAAAUACAGAGUGGCGGCUUCGUGGAAUCACUCGUGAUCUGAAUGGUGCUGAGGCCAAGAGACUGACAGCUCAGGGGGUAGAAAUGGUAGCCGCUGAUCUGGACGACUACAGCUCGGUUCAGGCUGCCUUUGCCGGAGCUAAUGCCAUCUUUGCCGUGACCAACUACCCGGGCUUACUCUCUAAAAUUGGCGUCAUCGAAGAAGCUCGUGUACGGGAACAGGGCCAGGGCACCAACAUGGCCCGCGCGGCAAGCGAGGUCCCUGAGCUGGAUCACUACAUCUGGAGCACCCUGCCGGAUUCGGAAGCCAUCUCUGGCAAAGAGUGGUAUAUUCCUCAUUUCUGUGGCAAGGGCCGUGUCGACGCGUACAUCAAGAACGAAUUGCCUGGUCUCUUCAGUAAGACCACCCGUCUGACAUUACCCUUGUAUGGUGACAAUUUCCAAUAUCCCGUGGUGACACCGCGGCCAAUUAAAUCCACCAGCAAAUACGUGCACUUGGUUCCUUGGUCCCCACAAUGCCCCGUCACGCUCGUAGGAUCACACAAAGACAAUGUCGGUCCCGUCGUGCAGGCGAUCCUACAGCAGGGACCAGCAAAACUCGGUAGCAGGCACGUAGUGGCCGCAGUUGAGGAGACCACCGCCGCCGGAAUGCUGCAGAUGUGGAGUGAAGCUACGGGGGAGGACGCCAUUCACGUUCAGAUCUCUAUGGAAGAUUAUGAGAAGUUAUGGCCGGUGUGGGCCACCGAGAUGGCGGCCAUGUAUAUGUGGUGGCAGCAUGAGGGUAAGGCUCUCUGGGCGCUCCGAGAUGAGAAGGUUGUUACGAUUGAAGAUCUUGGCCUGAAUCCACGAGAACUGGUGUCGACCAAACAGGCUAUGUUGACAAGGGAUUGGGAUGCGCUAUGUUAA